UGGUGUCAUUGUACAAGGACUUUGCAGGAGGUACUCUAGAGGCUGCAGAUCCUGGUGCUGGAGAAACAUGAUCUUCAGCCAUCUGUCUCUGAGAAGACCCAGACCAGAGCUGAACUAGGGUCUGCGUGUGCUGCAGACCCUCGCAGGGUGGCUGGUUCCCCUUGAUUCAUGUUAGACGCUAGAUGUCAGCUGCAGAAGAAGAGAAGAGCUUACCUCUUCCAGAGAGAUGGCCCCGAGCCAGCAAAUUCGCUCUGUCAGCCUGUGCGGCGGCUGUGGCAGAACUAGUGACAUUUCCCCUGGAUCUCACGAAAACUCGACUGCAGGUCCAAGGUGAAGCUGCCAUGCAGCAUCGUGAUGGAGCUGCAGCCGGCCAGGCAGUCCCUUACCGCGGCAUGUUGCGCACUGCAGCUGGCAUCGUGCAGGAGGAGGGCUUACUAAAGCUCUGGCAAGGAGCCACGCCGGCCGUCUACCGCCACAUAGUGUACUCUGGUGUUCGGAUGGUUGUGUAUGAACAUCUCCGUGACUCUGUGCUUGGCAGAUCUGAGGAUGAAAGCUUUCCUUUCUGGAAAGCUGUCAUUGGAGGCAUGUCUGCCGGUGCCAUCGGACAGUUUUUUGCCAGCCCGACUGAUCUGGUGAAGGUGCAGAUGCAAAUGGAAGGAAAAAGGAAGUUGGAAGGAAAGCCGUUACGGUUUCGAGGAGUGCACCAUGCAUUUGUGAAGAUCCUGUCAGAAGGAGGGAUACGGGGGCUUUGGGCAGGAUGGGUGCCAAACGUCCAGCGAGCUGCCCUGGUGAACAUGGGAGAUCUGACCACUUACGACUCAGUGAAGCACUUUUUGCUUCUGAACACGCCACUCGUGGACAAUAGUUUCACUCACAGCGUUGCCAGUUGCUGUUCUGGCCUGGUGGCUGCUGUUCUGGGAACUCCUGCUGAUGUGGUCAAAACCCGGAUAAUGAACCAGCCGAGAGAUAAGCAGGGAAGAGGUCUGCUGUAUAAGUCUUCCAUGGACUGCUUGAUUCAAACUGUACAGGGUGAAGGGUUUAUGUCUCUGUACAAAGGCUUUAUACCAACCUGGAUGCGAAUGGCUCCUUGGUCACUGGUAUUCUGGCUUACGUAUGAACAAAUCAGAAGGAUCUGUGGCGUUAGUUCUUUUUAAAAUCAUGAAACCACUUCACUAUUCACAAAACAAAGAAGAACCAGAAAGCUGAAUUCUCAUUGCACAUGGCAUCACCACCCCAUAGAGAAAUAAUUCAUUUAGGAGACUGGCAGUGGAUCACUUGUUUCAGUUCCUGCCCAAACCCAGUUCUUACUGGUUAGGAGUAGCCAUGAUGUGGGGAUACUACUUGCUUGUCAGACUGCUGUAAGAAAAGUUAUGCAUAGGAUAAAAGUGUCACAGUAAUACUCAGGCUGGGAGUCCGCAUCAACUUUCUGAAACAGUAAACAGAGAGAAAUCUGCCAAGCAAGUAGAACAUAGUACAGUUGGCUUGUUUGAUAAUAGAGGUGGCUCCUAUUGUUAAGCACAAGAGCAGGCUGAACAACACAGCAUUUCUAGGCGAUAGGACAAGAGGGAACGGCCUCAAGUUGCACCAGGGCAGGUUCAGAUUAGACAUCAGGGAAAAUGCCUUCACUGAAAGGGUUCUCAAGCCCUGGCAGAAGCUGCCCAGGGAGGUGGUGGAGUCCUGGAGGGGUUUAAAGGACAGGUAGAUGAGGUGCUCAGGGAUCUGGUUUAGCAGCGGAUAGGAAUGGUUGGACUCGAUGAUCUCACAGGUCUUUUCCAGCCAUGUAAAUCUAUGAUUCUAUGAACUUCUGUGGCUAAGCGGUCUAAAAAGUUAUUUAGGAAUUUUUGUUAUUGUUACAUUUGCACGAACAUAAAGAACUGCCUCUCGUUGGUCUGAUGUCUCAGCAAACCAAGCCUGUAGUGCUCGGAACUGGAAAAGAUACAAGCGGUUUCCUUGAUGUCAAACUUGCUUUGCACAAAAGGUGGAAGGGGUUGUGUUCUUCUUACUGCUCAGAGUGUUCAGUUUUGGGCCCCUCACUACCAGAAGAACAUUGAGGGGCUGGAGCGCAUCCAGAGAAGGGAACAGAGCUGGGGAAGGGGCUGGAGAACAAAGGGCAUGAGGAGCAGCUGAGGGACCUGGGGUUGUUUAACCUGGA
Messenger RNA from Cuculus canorus (common cuckoo), 2152 nucleotides. RefSeq names its product solute carrier family 25 member 27 (gene SLC25A27). Gene Ontology annotation, cellular component: mitochondrial membrane. The transcript has 9 exons. Gene Ontology annotation, biological process: mitochondrial transport; response to cold. The record is from RefSeq and is a predicted model, not a curated record. NCBI's taxonomy places the organism in Eukaryota, Metazoa, Chordata, Aves, Cuculiformes, Cuculidae. Bases 183 to 1154 code for a protein of 323 amino acids.